Molecule: messenger RNA, 1416 nt
Organism: Phyllopteryx taeniolatus (common seadragon)
Lineage: Eukaryota; Metazoa; Chordata; Actinopteri; Syngnathiformes; Syngnathidae
Exons: 3
Coding region: 144-998 (284 amino acids)
Source: RefSeq, a predicted model, not a curated record
CCGCGCCCACCGCGCGUGGAACUGACAACCGUGCGAAAGUGUCAGCAGGCACUGGCUGUCUGCCUGGCAUGGAGGUGGCACUCACCGCUUUCUCUUCGAGUCUGCUUUGACAAGUUGCCGUCAACAAAAGCACGCAGGCAGCUAUGUCGGAGGAGAGCGACUUUGAGAAGACGCUCGCCUCGAUUGGAGGCAAAGAGAGGAUCUAUUUGGUGAGCGAUGCGGGCGAAAGUAAGGGCGCGAGCCAGAGCGACGCCGACGUGCUGCGGGAGUUCAUCGGCGAUUUGUUCGGCGACCGUCGGCCCAUUUCCAGUGUCGCUGCGGGCGGUCAAAGCCACGUCUGCGCUAAAAGUGACGAUAAACCUCUACCGGGGAAGCCGGACGAUUUGGACUCAGGAGCCCGCCCUAGUGGCGCUCACAGGACAGUGACCCAGCAGGUGAGCAGCUCCAGCCGCCGGAGGACCAUCGACUGCCCCGCCAUCGUGUUCCUCUUCAGGCAGACUUUCAUCAGCAGCGAAGUGUGCUUGAAGGAGGUCCUCAAGGACGUCCAGGCGCGCACCAAACGAGCCAGCGGCGCCGUGCCGGCCUUGAUCGGAUUAGUGCGCAUCACCGCCGGGGAGCGCGACGGUGAGAGCCGCUGGUGCGAGCAGCGCCUGGAGACGCUCCUCCACAAGGUGUUCCCGCAACAUCCAGCGGACACUAUAUGGGUGGGCUCGUUCGUGCCCGGCACGCCGAGCGGCGUGCUCGACAUCAAGAAGAACGUCUGCAAGGUCAUAGCGUGUGCCCAAACAGCAGAUAUCACCAGGGAUAGCGGGAACCCGCUUUUGUGGCCAUUCCAGUGUUUGUUCAGGCCUAAUCGAGGAGGAUCCAGAGGAGCAGCCAACAGUCCUCCAACCAGCAAGCAAAGAGGUGACUCUGGAAGCAUAGAGGAGAGCAUCCCUUUGAAAAACAAUUCCAUGUCCGCUGGGCCUAACGAGGAAUCAGUUGGAGCAGACGCCUGAUGUCAUGUGACCAAGAGCCCAUCACCGUGGACAAUAAUGUUGUGACUCCGAAGGGAAAAUGCUGGUGUCAAAAGCAUUCAGGUUGUCACGGAUGUCAAUUCCUGCUGCUCCAUGUUUCUCAAUGCUGAGCCAGACAAAACACAAUAAUACAGACUUGCCUUAUCAUGACACACUAUUGAAGAAGUACAAUCAGUUAUUGCACACAUUAUAAACAGUAGAACAAAACGACUGUAACUUAUGCAUUCUGUAUUUUGGGUUAAAGUUAUUUGGGCUAUUUUUUGUUGUUGUUGUAAACAUUAUAUUGUGCCUUAGAUUUAUGCUUCUGACAACUGUAGUAAUAAACAAAUUAGCUCGGUUGUUUGUAUUUAUGAGGCUUAUGGAUUGUCCAUGAUGUGUAAAUUAAAAAAAGUUCACAAUU